This is a messenger RNA of Xyrauchen texanus (razorback sucker), 2942 nucleotides long. It is a transcript of the gene kcnk5a, whose product is annotated as potassium channel, subfamily K, member 5a. The transcript is spliced from 5 exons. Lineage: Eukaryota; Metazoa; Chordata; Actinopteri; Cypriniformes; Catostomidae. Gene Ontology annotation, biological process: stabilization of membrane potential; potassium ion transmembrane transport. Gene Ontology annotation, molecular function: potassium ion leak channel activity. The record is from RefSeq and is a predicted model, not a curated record. Bases 274 to 1797 code for a protein of 507 amino acids. Gene Ontology annotation, cellular component: membrane.
GUGGGUUGCAGACUCUCCGGGUGACUACUUCAAAAGAAAACAAUUUAUCAUUGUGAAAGUUUUUUUUUUUGUUUUUAAAGACACUUGAUUAGUUUGAUGUAAAGUUUCAAACAAUGUCCAAUCGCACCUGUUCUGUUCAUGGAACUCUGCCGUACCUAAAAUUAAGAAACAUGUAAGGAAGAAAGAGUUAGCGCUGGCGCUGAGUUAAUUAGCUGGAGAGCAUGCGCGCGCUGAUUAAGUAGAUUUCUGGGAGUCACUCCACUUUACUUCAUUAUGGUGGACAAGGGUCCUCUUCUGACUUCGGCUAUUAUUUUCUACCUGUCCAUUGGGGCAGCAAUAUUCCAAAUCCUGGAGGAACCGAGCUGGGAGAUCGCAGUAAAUCAUUAUAAAGCAGAAAAGGAGAACAUUUUGAAACAACACCCAUGUCUUACAAAGGCUGACCUGGACCACAUCCUUGAGGUGGUGUCUGAUGCUGCAGGACAUGGCGUCACUAUAACAGGGGAUAAAACCUUUAACAACUGGAAUUGGCCCAAUGCCGUCAUCUUCGCGGCUACAGUUAUCACAACUAUUGGUUACGGAAAUAUUGCCCCCAAAACAUCAUCUGGGAGAAUUUUUUGUAUUUUUUAUGGGCUUUUUGGAGUGCCGCUGUGUUUUACUUGGAUCAGUGAACUUGGAAAGUUUUUUGGAGGACGAGCUAAACACCUUGGGCAAUAUCUCACUAAGAAGGGGGUAACACUGCGGAAAACACAGUUCACCUGCACAGCCAUUUUUCUGUUGUGGGGCAUGUUGGUCCAUUUGGUGAUCCCUCCAUUUGUCUUCAUGUCUCAAGAAGGUUGGACUUACAUUGAGGGCUUGUACUUUUCAUUUGUAACUUUGACAACUAUUGGUUUUGGUGAUCUUGUAGCAGGUGUUGACCCAAAUGCUGAUUACCCUACUCUUUAUCGCUACUUUGUGGAGGUGUGGAUUUAUCUGGGUCUGGCAUGGCUCUCUCUGUUCUUCAAUUGGAAGGUUCGCAUGGUUGUGGAGGCUCAUAAAGCUCUAAAGAAGCGGCGUAAAAGGCGCAAACUUUCUUUGGAUGAACUAGAGCACUAUAAGGAGAGCCAUAAGUCCCUUCUGCCACCAACCCCCAAUGACGUCAACAUAUUCAGCUUUUUAUCCAAGAAAAAAGAGGGUUACAAUGACCACAUUAAGCAGAUAGGUGUUGAGAAAGAAGGAGAAGGGCAUUGUGUCAGCUCCAUUACUGGUAACAAGUCUAAAGCACCAAACCGCUCAAAAAGCUGUAGUGAUGCUUUUUCCAUUAAUGGAAAUGCCAUCCUCCAUUUAGAUCGCUCACCUCGGCAGAAGCGCCGUUAUAGCUUUAGUGAUAGAGUUACUGUGGCCCUCUCAAAAUCCAAGAACUACCUUCUUGUCCGAGAGGAAUGUCUUCUCAUGAAUGAGAUUCAUGGGGAAGGAGAGCAAGAUACUGACCUGGAACAAUUUGUUGAGAAUCAGUUGGACAAGGAAGCAGGAGAGGACCACAGAGGUCUCAGAUCUGGAGGCUGCAUCAUGUUUCCCAAUGCCAACAUCACUUUCAUUGAUGAGGAGAACUUGCUGAACCACAACCUGGAGGAUUGUAAAGAUGACACUGUGCCUAGGUUUUCAACCUCAGAUGAGAACUUUGAAUCUGAGACGGACUCCAAAGAGGAACUGGGCUCUGAGUCAGAGAGCUCUGUAUUCACCACAGAUGGGUCGGACCACGGCCAUUCCUAUGAGCAACUGGUGGAAGAAUAUUUCAAAGAGGACAACACUGACGCUUGAUCUUAUUAGUCUUUUCAAGCAAGUUUAAAAAUGAUUGUACAAAUUAGAUUCUGUGAAAUUACUUUUUGUUAGUGUUAUGCCAAGCCACAUUGGAUAUUGCAACAAGAACAAAAGACGCAUGAGUCUUUCUUCAAAAUGUCUAUCCUGACAAAAAUGUUCACUUAUAAAUAAAUAAACUAUAGGCAACUGUUGGCAUAGAGAAUUUUUAUCCAUAAACAUAAUAAACUAAUAUAUUAGCUGCUCUAGUCUAACAGGUUUUUUUAUUUAUUGUAUGGCAAAAAAAAACAAUUGUGUUUCUAAAUUGUCUGAACUGCAGGAUUGGUCGUUGUAUGUCUCUGAUUGACACUGAACUGGUUCAUAGGAAAAAAAACUAUAUGGACUGGCCAUUUGCAUGUUUUUUUUUUUUUUUUCCACCAUAUUGGUGUUUUUUUGUUUGUUUUUUUUAAGAUUAUAUAUGCCAUUUAACUUUUGUCAAAGCUUAAUCUUAUUGCAGCAUUGGCUUUUUUUAAGGUUGAGAAUUAAUUACUUUUUUUUUUAUUUAUUUUUUAUUCAGGCAUUAUUUUUAUUGCUCCUCAGUUGUGUUUGUGAGUUCCUGUCAUGCUUUUAGAAGGAUUAUCUCAAAACGUAUGAUGUCUUGGACUGUUUAGUCACCGAAGACCAUUGUUGAUUCAACCAAGAUACUUUAAUAUUUUUGUGGUAAGUGAAAUGAUAGGAAAUUAAACUUCCCCUCUGUUUGUAGUCUGCGAGGUUUAGUUUUACUAACCACCGAUUUAGUGUCUGACUCAUUUGAAUGUUUAAAAUGUUUUACAUGGAAGUGGCUAACUCACUGUACUUUUAAUGUCCCAUGAAAAAUAAAAUUGACAUCCUGGUUGUAGUUCCCCACUGCUAAAUCUUAGCAAUGUGUUUUUCACACUGACUUUGUCUCACAUCACUGAAUGACCGUAUUGUUCAGAGACCUGCAUCCUGGGUCAAUUUCCUGUUGUAGUUGUAAUUAUAUUGUUUGCAUGUCAAGGGUGUUAUAAAGACAAGCUCUCAAAAUCAAACCUGUAUAUGUCUCUUGUAGAAAGGUUUUUCAGUCUUCAAAAAUGUAAACAUCGAAAACACCCCUAUAGUUAUGUAUUCUAAUAUUCAGUUCUGAUGAAUUC